AUAAAUACUGAUAUAAUUAUACGUGUGAUAGUCUAUUACUGUGCUAUGUCUGUGCUAUGUGUCAUUUUCUCCUAGGAUGGUGUUUCCUUUUAUGUUUCCAGCCGGACAACAUUUGCGCGUUCACUAGCUCGGUAAAAAACUUCUAGGGUUAAACAUCCGACAGAAACAUUUUCCCACGCGGGAAAAAAGAAAUUAUUUCAUGAGCGACUCGAUGAUGAUGACGAUGGUGCAGAGCUGGGACAGCGAGCCAGACAUCGCUAAUAUGUCCAAGAGCGACAUACUGAGAGGAAUCAUCACCGACAAACUGAGCACAGCCGCUCGGGAGAUCUUAUCGGUGGUGGAGCGGACUGUAGCCGACUAUGAGGAGGAGGCUGCGGGCUUCAGGCAGGAGCUCGACCGGCAGAGGAGACUGCUGGAGCUCCUGCAGCCUGAGAUAAAGCAGGAGGCAGACGACCAGCAGCUGUUUUCCAUCUGUGAAGAUGGAGGUGCUCCAUUACUGGAUGAUCAGAAGCAGGACAAAUAUGAGCUGAGGGUGGACGACAGUAGGAGCCUGGGAUUUCAGGCACCGAUAGAGGAUGAAGAGCUCCCGUUUUUCCAUGUUUUCCUUAGGUUCUUGACUCAAACAGUUCCGUCUAAGAGGAGAAAAAAACCUGGCAAACGUCGAAUCAGCAAAUCACAAAAUUGCAUAGAUCUCAAAAUCCGCAUAUUGGAAAACCCAAACAUUGAAGUGCUUUCAAAUACUGUGUUUCGGAUGUACCGGCUUCACAAGCUGAAGGUUCGUCGUGGUUUGAAGGAAGCUGACUUCCUGAAACUACUCAGGUCUACCUUCCCUCAGCUGGCUGGAGAUGAACCUUUUGACCUUUUUUAA
Messenger RNA from Haplochromis burtoni (Burton's mouthbrooder), 868 nucleotides. RefSeq lists its product as uncharacterized. Bases 200 to 868 code for a protein of 222 amino acids. NCBI's taxonomy places the organism in Eukaryota, Metazoa, Chordata, Actinopteri, Cichliformes, Cichlidae. The record is from RefSeq and is a predicted model, not a curated record. The transcript has 5 exons.